AUGCGACGCGGUGUCUUGAUCUUCCUCCUCGUCAACCUUCUCAUAGUCACCUUCCUGGUGCGCAGCGUCUUUACGCUCCUGUCGCUGCUCGUGGAAGAUGCUUCCGCCGACGCCAUCCAUCGCGCCGAGCUUCCCUCGCCGAAUUCCAGCCUGAUUGAACAACGGCCACAAAUCAUUCCCAAAAUCAUCCACCAAACUUAUAAGAACGAGACCAUUCCUGAGGUGUGGAAGGAGGCCCAGCAGAGUUGUAUUGACUUGCACCCUGACUACGAGUAUAUCCUUUGGACGAACGAGAAGUCGCGCGAUUUUAUCGCCAACGAGUAUCCCUGGUUCCUCGAGACGUUCGAUGGCUACAAGUACCCAAUCCAGCGAGCAGAUUCGAUUAGAUACUUUGUUCUGGCUCACUAUGGUGGCACUUACAUCGAUCUUGACGAUGGAUGCAACCGUCGCCUAGAUCCUCUCCUCGCAUACCCUGCUUGGGUGCGCCGCACUGUACCUACCGGUAUCUCCAACGAUGCUAUGGGAUCCGUCCCUCAGCACCCCUUCUUCCUGCGCGUGAUUGAGCUUUUGCAGUCGUAUGACCGCCAUUGGCUUCUGCCUUAUAUCACUGUCAUGUACUCCACCGGUCCGCUCUUCCUCUCGGUGAUCUGGAAAGAAUACAUGCAAACCUUCCCGAGCGAAUCGGCACGUGUGCGCAUUCUGAUGCAGGAUGAAUACAACAAGCACUCGUGGAGUUUCUUCACUCACCACGUGGGUAACAGCUGGCACGGCAAGGAUGCCCGCCUGAUCUUCUGGAUGGGUCAGCACUGGAUCUUCCUCACUGUCUGCGGGUUCCUUCUGGCGACCGUGGUCGGAUUCUCUCUCUGGUGGCUGUAUGUUCGGGUUAUGGUACUUGGUUCAAAAUACCGCUACCGCUAUGCAAAGAUCCCAUCGUUCGUGACUGGAUCUCGGUUACCUUCCCCGACGAGGAUGUCGCGCCGCAUGAUGCCUACCCUUCUUCGCCGUGUCAGCUUCAAGGAAGAUGAAGAAGCAAACGGUGUCACGGAAACUUCCUAUGAACUCUAUAGUCGCCGGGACUAA
Molecule: messenger RNA, 1080 nt
Organism: Aspergillus homomorphus CBS 101889
Lineage: Eukaryota; Fungi; Ascomycota; Eurotiomycetes; Eurotiales; Aspergillaceae
Product: glycosyltransferase family 32 protein
Exons: 3
Coding region: 1-1080 (359 amino acids)
Biological process (GO): mannosyl-inositol phosphorylceramide biosynthetic process
Molecular function (GO): mannosyltransferase activity
Source: RefSeq, a predicted model, not a curated record